UUUUCCAGCUGCGGCCGGCCUGCCAGCAAGUGUACAACCUGUUCCACCCCGCGGACCCAUCGGCCUCCCGCCUGGAGCCACUGCUGGAGCGGCGCUUCCAUGCCCUGCCGCCCUUCAGCAUCCCCCGCUACCAGCGCUACCCGCUGGGGGAUGGCUGCUCCGCGCUGCUGGCAGAUGCACUCCAGACCCACACCGUGGUCUUCCAAGAGCAUGCAGCCCCCUCCUCGCCCGACACGGCCCCCACUAGCCGUGGCUUCCGCCGAGCCAGUGAGAUCAGCAUCGCCAGCCAGGUGUCAGGCAUGGCCGAGAGCUACACGGCAUCCAGCAUUGCCCAGAGUGAGUGCACGGCCCGCCUCCCUGUGCCCUCCUCUCCGGAGCCAGCUGGCUGUGUCUGGAGACACUUCUGGUUGCCACGGCUGGGGAGGGGGCUCUAGUGACGUCUAGCGGGUGGAGGCCAGGGACCUGCUGAACAUUCUAUGAGGCCUGGGACAGCCCACAGCAGAGUGGGCCACUCCAAACAGACAGCAGUGCCUGGCUGAAAAGCACUGUCCCCUCAGGAGGACUCUGGAGAGAGGGGCCUUCAGACGGCCCCAUGGCCUCCCUCGCAGUGGGAA
This is a messenger RNA of Galeopterus variegatus (Sunda flying lemur), 614 nucleotides long. RefSeq names its product membrane-associated phosphatidylinositol transfer protein 2-like. The record is from RefSeq and is a predicted model, not a curated record. The annotation marks the transcript as partial. Gene Ontology annotation, cellular component: cytoplasm. Gene Ontology annotation, biological process: phospholipid transport. The transcript is spliced from 2 exons. Gene Ontology annotation, molecular function: phosphatidylcholine binding; metal ion binding; phosphatidylcholine intramembrane carrier activity. NCBI's taxonomy places the organism in Eukaryota, Metazoa, Chordata, Mammalia, Dermoptera, Cynocephalidae.